AUGGUAGGCAUUACUUAUAAAAACAAAUCUCGAACUAGGAAAAGCCCUCAUUUUACUUCGUUUAUGUUGGAGGUCACCAGCCCGAUCCAUUCUUCAGCUCGUUGUUCGAAGCAUUCUCAGUACCGAGCCGAGGUUGGUACACAGUUGAUCAAUUUCAUGAUUCAACAGUUUCUGUCGUUGUUCAUUUCCUUCUUCUUGCACUUGGAGGCGUUUGUUGCUUCCAUUCAAUCGGCUCUGGCUGUAAAGGCCGAGCUGGAUGGGAGGGAAGCUCUGGCAGUGAGGGAGAAAGAGGAGUUCUCUGCUGCCUUGGAGGCUGCUUCCUCCACCAUGAAGGAUGAGCUACUGAAGGCUCACUCUGAGGUGGAAAAUUUGAAGGCCGAGGAGAAGUUCCAACUCCUCAAGGAGAAGGACGAGAUGCUCCAGGCGCUUGAAGCGAAGGAGGAGGAGCUGAAGCGUGCGACUGCCGAGUUGGAGACGAGGACAAACUCUCUGACGCUCAAGUUAGUAAAUAUGACUGAUACAAGAAGGGGAUUUUAUCACACUGCGUUUUCUGUGGAUAGCAUGCUUUAUAUCUUAGGCAGGAGCCGGAAGUUUGAAAAGAUUUGGGACGUUUUGGUUGAUGUUAAGCUUAAAGAUCGGUCGUUAAUCACGCCGUGGACUGUUAUGGUUGUUUUGGGAAGAAUUGCCAAAGUCUGCUCUGUAAGACAGACUGUGGAGUCUUUUAGGAAGUUUAAGAAGUUUGUUCCUGAGUUUGAUGUGGCCUGCUUCAAUGCCUUGUUGAGAACUCUGUGCCAGGAGAAGAGUAUGACGGAUGCGAGGAAUGUGUAUCACGGUAUGAAGAGUAAGUUUAGACCGAACUUGCAGACGUUUAACAUAUUAUUGUCGGGUUGGAAGUCCUCGGAAGAAGCCGAGGGAUUCUUUGAUGAGAUGAGAGAAAUGGGGGUCAAGCCUGAUGUUGUUUCAUAUAAUUGUUUGGUUGAUGUUUAUUGUAAAAACAGGGAAAUGGACAAGGCGUACAAGGUUGUUGAGAGAAUGCGGGAUGAGGAUAUACAUGCUGAUGUGAUUACGUACACUAGUAUCAUUGGGGGACUCGGGUUGAUCGUUCAACCAGACAAAGCGAGAAAUAUUUUGAAGGAAAUGAAGGAGUAUGGAUGUUAUCCUGAUGUUGCAGCUUAUAAUGCUGGGAUACGAAAUUUUUGCAUUGCGAAGAGGCUUCGCGAGGCUUUUGAUUUGAUGGAUGAAAUGGUGAAUAAGGGUUUGAGUCCAAAUGCUACUACAUACAACUUGUUCUUUAGGAUCUUCCUCUGGUCAAAUGACUUGCAAAGCUGGGAAAUUGGGAUUUUUGACCCAUUCUAA
Momordica charantia (bitter melon) is the source of this 1356-nucleotide messenger RNA. The record is from RefSeq and is a predicted model, not a curated record. NCBI's taxonomy places the organism in Eukaryota, Viridiplantae, Streptophyta, Magnoliopsida, Cucurbitales, Cucurbitaceae.